CUUGGGCUUGGAAGAAAGAGCAAUUUUUUCUGAAAUUUUUCCAUCAUUACUGAACUCCACAUCAUCUAGCUGUAUGUCUUGGGUGGACUCAGAAGAGACGGAUAACAACAGCUCGCUCUUUGACGAGUCGAGUCCAAGUGAAUCGAGCAUUUCCACCGGCUAUUUUCCUUGUUAUCAAAUUCAAGAGGACAUCUCUGACAGAAGUGUGUAUCAGAGGCCCACCAACAAUGAAAAAAUCUGCGAAAAAUCUGACAGUGAUCACAGUGGCAAAGAUAAUCAGAACAAAGACGGGCCUGACCGCGGCAUCAUCAUCAAAUACAUCAUCACGGGUCAGGACAAUAAAAUCACUGUUAGUAAACGUGAUUUAGUUACACCAGCAAAAGACCCAAAACCAUCUGACCUGACCGUGAUAGAGGAAAACUUCCUAGGAAAAAUGGACUUUAACAUCCACAAAAGAACCUGGCAAAAAAUGGAAUGGAACCAUCAAAAGUCAUUGCCGACCCUGGAGAAAGAACUACUAGAAAGGAGACAUCAAAGGAAGUUCAAGCCGCAAUUCAAACUGCAGGCUAAGCCGCAGGCCAAGUCACAAGCCAGACUACAAGCCAAGCCACAAACCAAGCCACAAACCAAGUCACAAGCCAAAAGGAACGAACUUUGGCGUAAAAAGUCCAACCGGACUCAAUCAAGUCAUGAUGAUCCACCACCGCUUUCUUCUCGUCUUAGUUUUCACCGCCUUUUUCAAUGGUUCCGACAAACCUUUACCAGGAGAACAAGAGUGAAUCCCCUGGGCGAAAAAGUGCAACCAGAGGCCGCCCAAGAACAGCCCAGAUCUUGGGGCUCCAGAUUGUGGAGGUGUCUGUCAUGGAAGCGGUUCCGUUCUGGAAAUCAAGUACAGCCCUACCCUACACGAUCGCAGCAAUAGCUAGCUGCAAGGGCUCUUUGGCCUAAUGGGUAAUGCCCAUUUUAAUUCUAAUCUUAGA
This is a messenger RNA of Antechinus flavipes (yellow-footed antechinus), 980 nucleotides long. RefSeq lists its product as uncharacterized. The transcript has 2 exons. The record is from RefSeq and is a predicted model, not a curated record. Bases 74 to 922 code for a protein of 282 amino acids. Lineage: Eukaryota; Metazoa; Chordata; Mammalia; Dasyuromorphia; Dasyuridae.